This is a messenger RNA of Cryptomeria japonica (Japanese cedar), 588 nucleotides long. RefSeq lists its product as uncharacterized. Gene Ontology annotation, molecular function: nucleic acid binding; RNA-DNA hybrid ribonuclease activity. The transcript has a single exon. Lineage: Eukaryota; Viridiplantae; Streptophyta; Pinopsida; Cupressales; Cupressaceae. The coding region runs from base 1 to 588 and encodes 195 amino acids. The record is from RefSeq and is a predicted model, not a curated record.
AUGGAAAGUAAUUGGACACUCAAAGACUGGGGGUUGGGGGUCAUCCUUGCUCCCAAUUUUAAUAGGAAGUUAAUUAGAUGGGCUCCUCUGCAAGGUGAUUGGGUCAAACUAAACAUUGAUGGAGCUUGUAGAGGGAACCCUGGAUCAAUAGGAAUUGGAGCAGUCAUCAGAAAUUCCUUGGGGAUAUUACUAGGAGGGUUAUAUGGGAGCUUGGGACUAGCCACAAACAAUGAAGCAGAAAGCAGGGCAUUGGUAGCAGGACUAGAUUUAUGUGUACAAAGAGGGUUGGACAAAAUAUGUUUUGAAGGAGGCUCACAAAUUAUAAUCAAUGGGGUUUCCAAGUCAAACAUCCUCAAUUGGAAACUCGGCAAGUGGGUACCUCAUAUUAACAAGGCUCUAGAAUCCAUCAACUCAUUUGAAUUCAAACACACAUAUAGAGAAGGGAAUAAAGUGGCAGACCUCCUAGCCAACAUGGGAAUUGAGAAGAAUAAUGGUACAAUUAUUUUCAGUAAUGAGGAUGCUGAUCCAGUGGUACUGAACACUAAUUUGAGUGAGAGACUAGAAUGGCAGUGUACAAGGAUUGGAUAG